Messenger RNA from Cyprinodon variegatus (sheepshead minnow), 2811 nucleotides. It is a transcript of the gene prrg4, whose product is annotated as proline rich Gla (G-carboxyglutamic acid) 4 (transmembrane). Gene Ontology annotation, molecular function: calcium ion binding. The record is from RefSeq and is a predicted model, not a curated record. Bases 378 to 1028 code for a protein of 216 amino acids. The transcript is spliced from 6 exons. Lineage: Eukaryota; Metazoa; Chordata; Actinopteri; Cyprinodontiformes; Cyprinodontidae. Gene Ontology annotation, cellular component: extracellular region.
CUACGGGAACCUGCUCAGCCGGGAGGACGCCAAAGUUCCUGCUGUUUAGCUCCUGAUCCAGUUUCACCAUAAACCGCUGUGUUUAUCUACAGUUAACGAGUCGGAAUCCAAUUCUAAACAGCAAAGAGAAAAAACAACUAUAGAUCUAAGCGUUAAAAUCAGAAGAUCCCUGUUUAUCCGCGUUAGAAACGCUCCGGGCCACCAGCCGCUCUCUGAUAACUUUCGCUUCGUUGUUAUUGAACUCUGGACAUUAUUUUGCGCUGCGUUAGUUUACAAUGAUAUAUAAUGUAGGGAUCCAGCAUUAGAAGAAGAAAAUUGUUCUGUUUUUUUAACAGUUUAAAAGGCAGCCAGUUUGCGGGUUUCUAGUUAAACCUACCAUGUUAUUUAGACUGUUUGUUCUCCUGCUGUGGGGCGCUGGACAGAUGGCAUCGGCAAAGACGUUCAUUUCCCAACAAGAACCAUCAGAAGACAAAGAAAUAUUUCUAGGGGAGACUGACGCCAAUGUGUUCCUGGGUCGCCACUUGCUGCUCAAUAAGUUUGACUUUGAAAUGUUUGUUCCUGGGAACCUGGAGAGGGAGUGUAUAGAAGAAGUGUGCAACUACGAGGAAGCAAGGGAAGUCUUUGAAGACGAUCAGCAAACAGUUGACUUUUGGAAGGAAUACACAAAAAAUGAGGACAAUCUUACGAGGGUGGAUGUGACCGCACUUCUAGUGGGACUCAUCUGUGCUGGAGUGGUGCUGGUUGUUGUUGGCGUCUUGAUCUGGUAUAUGUGUCAAGCCAAAUGCAAAGGGGACUUCAGUCGUCGUGCAAGCUCCAUCCGUGGACGUCCCAGGAGGAGCAAUGCCUCCCUGAUAAUGCGAAGGUUGGAUGAGGUCUCCAGACAGCCCCCUCCAGGAUCCUCACACACUGUGGAUGUAGAAGACCUUCCUGGACUACCCACAUACGACCAGGCAAUCCGAUUAAAUGGACAGCAUGACUUACCACCUCCUCCCUAUCCCGGCUCGAGACCCGGGAGUAUUCGACGGUAGGAUCUUCAAAGAAACGUUCUCUGACUGAAAAAUUAAAACCUUAAUUUAUAAGUAGCAUCUACAUCAAGAUACUCUAUUUUUACGUGACAGGAUUACAGGUGUCUUUUUAUAUAUAUCCAUCACCUUUAUUAAGCUGUUUUUUCCCCCCAAAGUAGACUUUUUUUUUUUGUAAGAUUACUAUAUAUGUAAUUCUUUUGUCCUUUAUUUUAAUGUCACCUCUGGCAUUUUCAGUCUUAAAAUGACAGCAACCAAAAAACAGGCAACAUAUUGUUGCAGUCAGGUGAAAACCUUGUUUCUGUAUUUUAUUGUUGUUAGUUUCUUGUAAAAUUAAUCCAUUCUUGGACCCUUUCUGUGGUUUCAUUAAUAAAUAUACAGUUUGCUUUUUUUGACACUUUCUAAUGGAUAUUUAUAUUCAGAAGGAAAACGCCUUUUCAUUUCCUGAAAAGUAAAAACCUUUAGAGAGGCAAUGUUUUUGUCUGACUUGUGUUGUUCUCUGCUGUGGUUAUUUGAGGUUGAUGUUUUGCAUCGUUUUUAGCGUCGUCCACAAUCUUUUUUUCUUUAGAUGAAUUUACGACCUGUUGAAGACAUGCCAGAUAUGUUUUGAAACUUCAGGGCGGUUACCAAACAGAUUUUUCUUGUAAAUGAAUUAAAAAUCAAAACAUCACUAUGGUCUAUCAGAUGUUUUUACGAAGAAAACUGUUGCUCUGCUCAAAUUGAAUUAAGUUAGUGUUUCUAAAUAGUUUUUUCUUUUGUUUUGGUUGAUCAUUAUUAUCAUCUUAGUUUUUGGUUCCCCUGUUCUUAAUGUGUGCUUGCCUGAACGUAUAACAUGACAUGUAAUGUAAACCAACCUCCUUUUUUAUUUGAGCUUAAUUAUACAGUUGAAUUUUGUUUGCCGUUUUUUUUUUCUUUAUUUUAUCCAAAGGAUGUAGUAGAUAGUGUGCUCUGAGUUGUUGAAACUGUUCCUCAGAGGAGCAGACUGUGUUUGUAACGGAGUUAAAGAGAGAGCUUCUUAUGGAUCACAUACCAAGAAACUCAGGAUAUUAAUUUCUGGGACAGAGACAAUAAGCCUGAAGCUGCUUUCAUUUCCUCGAUGGUAAAAACUGCCAUUAAAUGGAUGCUUAUUUUAUGCACUGAUCUUCCAGCUUAGUCCAUAAUAAUUUACUAUUAAUUUUUCACUUUGAUUUCUUUUUUUUUUUCAAUGAAAAUGUGAUUUGUUUUUUCUUCCUGCUUUCAAUGUGACAAAUGUAGACAAUGGGCACCAAAACAGUCAUGUGAAUCCUUAUUUUUCGAUAACGGUCAAUCCUGAGAUGACUUUUGAAAUGUAUUUUAAUAUCAUAGUUGAUCUACAUCAAUGCUUCAGAUAUUUUAAGUUUUGAAAACUGCUCAGUCUUUUGAAAUAAUAGAAACACAUAUUAGCAAAUGAGAAGUACAGCUAAAACCUCUGGAUAUAAAACCCUGAAAAACUUUGCUUCAUCUGAACCAAAUGCUGUAGUUUAUGCUUCAAUCUAAUCUGCAAAACGGAUGUUUUUCAAGAUGUCAGAAUUAAGGGAUUUCAUGAAGGAACUGUAUUUUUCACAUGAUGUUAAGUAGAGUUUAAAUCUAAAAUAUUUUAUUUUAAUAAAAUUCUAUUUUAAUUAUAUGUGUCAUUUGUUCUAUUGCCUUGAUUCUUCAUACAUUAUUGGGAAAAAAUCCACAAACAUCUAGCUUGAGUUUCACUACUACAGUUAAUAAAAUCACCUUAGCAACUCUUAUAGUGUUUAAAAGACCUUGUUUAAUCUUGACU